This is a messenger RNA of Drosophila albomicans, 491 nucleotides long. Its product is annotated as vasotab-like. The record is from RefSeq and is a predicted model, not a curated record. NCBI's taxonomy places the organism in Eukaryota, Metazoa, Arthropoda, Insecta, Diptera, Drosophilidae. The transcript has 2 exons. Bases 37 to 285 code for a protein of 82 amino acids.
UUCAAUUAUUUAAUUUUCAUAUUCAAAACUGUGACAAUGAAGUUCUGUGUUGCAUUAAUAAGUCUGCUGCUCUGCUUCAGUUUUAUUUUGGCCACACGAAGGGAAUGUCCUACUGUCUGCACAGCGGACUUUAGUCCUGUUUGUGCCGAAGGAUAUUACAAAGGAAAUUUGUUGCGUUGCCAAUUCUCCAACUCUUGCAGAGCGACAGUCAGUGGCUGUCUUAACAGAAUCGACUGGCGUCCAUCGGCUUGCUAUAAACUUUCCAAUUGUGAUGGUCUCGUUUAAUUCUCUGACACACAAAGUCAGCCAAAAGCAGUUUAUUAAAUAAUAUUAAUUAAAAAAUAGUAUGAAAUUAAAUUUGCAAUUUAAUCUAUAACUCAAACCCGAUUGAUCUUCAAUGAUUAACCUGAUUUCAGUUCAAUGACUUCAGCAAUAAAAACAGAUGUGCGAAUGAACUAAUUAAAUGAAACGUAAUAAAGAAUAUGACUUCA